GUUGCAUUGUAUAACGAUGGGGGGAAUCGGGGACGAAAGGAGAUGAAGAAGCCCACAAAGGGCAGCGGUCUUAACCCGUGCUUACAGCCUGAUGGCCUCUCAGCCCAUUAUGCUGGCAAUGAAGAGCCGCUUGAUGAGACAUAUGCAACCUCAUCGUCGACAGCUGCUCGCAUGGCAUACAACUAUACGCUUCCCUCAUCGUUGGUGGCCGACGGCACAUCAUACGACUAUCCACUUCCUUCAUCAUCGAUGGCUCACCCGACGUCAUACUCAACAGCCUUCGCCCAUAUGACAGCGCCAUGGGCAGUUGAGACGCCAGCCCCGCCAAGCACAACUUUGAUGCGCGAUCGCCUCUCAGAAACCCCGAUGUCACAUCACCCGGCUGGUGACGCCCUCCCAUUCUGUGGGGCACCGGACUUGGCUACGACAAUACGGCCGAUGUGUCUUCCGACGCCAUCGAUUUUGCAAUACCCCCAGGAGUUGUCGUUCGAGGGCUCCCAGCGAAUUUCCCAAAUUGCACGACCCAGCCCUUACCCUAUUGUUUCAAGUGGCAUCCGGCGUGUCUUUGCAUAUGGCCCACGACGUCCCUCUGAAACAGAGCGCGGUUCAUUUGUCAUCAUCGGCGUCAUCAAAGCAGGAGCCAAUCACACGAUCACGUCCCGGCGCCAAACUCGUCGCACGCUUCUGCCAACUUCUACACUACUACCGCCACCAACUCCCGAAGCUCCAACGAACGAAACCGACGAAACCCCAAUUCAGAAUAUAACGCAACUCCCACCAGAUCAACUAAGCAAGGUAAUUCAGGAAGCAAAAAAUGGCAUGCGCCGCCGACUCGUUUGUACAAACAUUUUCCCCACCCAAGUCGAAGCAAACUCGUUCGCAGAGGAUGCAAUCACUGACGCGCUUAGAACUCUAAUAACAGAUCCCCACUGCUGGGUCCUUGACAGAGCCAAAGAUGGCAAAGCGAUCUCUCAGGUUCUCCAAAUACCUAAUAGCAUCCGAACACUCUUCAAGAACGUUGCGUGUGCGCAGGUCCUAAUCGGCUAUGGUAUCCAUGUGUGCGACGAUGACCUCUUGCUCGACCAAACGCAAAUCCGAGAAUCUGAUCCUCCCCGACGAUUUGGGCAUCAUGCCCUCACCCAUCUAUUGAUAUCCGCCACCUGGACAAUGCCGGGAGCACUCUUCAAGUCGUUGGACGUCGACGAUGCGGCUACUAUCGAUGGUCUCGUUGCACUAGCCGGUGCUGCCCUGAGCAGCGCAUUGCACGAGGACCGUGAGGGGGCAGUUUGUGUCGUCGAAUUCUCAAAUCUCCUUGCCGGUGAACGUUACAGGGAAAUUAUUCAAAUCAUUCGUGUACUGCUAGGCCGUAGUUAUCAAGGUAGUGUUGGAAAUAUUACUAUAUGUUCCGACGUCUAG
Messenger RNA from Pisolithus orientalis, 1416 nucleotides. RefSeq lists its product as uncharacterized. The record is from RefSeq and is a predicted model, not a curated record. The transcript is spliced from 7 exons. The annotation marks the transcript as partial. Lineage: Eukaryota; Fungi; Basidiomycota; Agaricomycetes; Boletales; Pisolithaceae.